Molecule: messenger RNA, 2448 nt
Organism: Schizophyllum commune H4-8
Lineage: Eukaryota; Fungi; Basidiomycota; Agaricomycetes; Agaricales; Schizophyllaceae
Exons: 9
Coding region: 101-1954 (617 amino acids)
Biological process (GO): mRNA processing
Cellular component (GO): spliceosomal complex
Molecular function (GO): mRNA binding
Source: RefSeq, a predicted model, not a curated record
CAUAUCCUCGUCAACCAGCUCAGAGUCCCCCUUGCGACGCGUCCUCGGCCGCACACACCGCGCUUUCCCCAAGCCACCCACGCAACAUCUACCUACCAAAAUGCAGCCAAUGCCGAAUCGGAUGGGACUUGGUCUGCGUCCACCUAUGCCUUCCUUUGGCCAGGGUCCCUCAAUGUCGGCUCUCGCACAGCAGCAACAAAUGGGGUUCAUGCCGCCUCCGAACCGCAGCGUGUCCCUCUUCGUCGGCUCAAUAUCCGGGGGGAUAGACGAUGACUUUCUGAACAGGUUGCUUAGCGCCUGCGGUCCCGUCCGGUCGUUCAAGCGCUUGAUUACGCCAGCGAAUAAGCCGCAAGGGUUCGGGUUCGCCGAGUACGAAGAUAUGGACAGUGCGAUACGCGCCAUCGACCUGCUCACCGGGAUCGAGCUGCCUGCGUUGGAGGAUAUGUGCGCGAACAAGAAGCUGCUGGUGAAAGCAGACGAGAAGACCAAAACCCUCCUCGACGCGCACAAAUCGCAGCGGAUACAGACAGACCAAGAAGACGAGCGCCUCAAGGAAGCCAAGGCCAAGAUCGAAGAGCUCGUCACCGAAAUCAACAACGUCUCCCAGAAAGCGAUCGACGAAGGCCGCCUCGAGAAGGAGAAGAUCGUGAUCCCCCCGCACCUCCACGACCUGCACGAGGCGGACCUGCCUGAGACGCAGCGCGGGCUUGUCAUCUCCGAGAUCGCGCAGUUCCGGGAGCGCGCGGCGAAGCGCGAACGGGAGAAGAUGCGCGACAUCAAGCCCGCCUCCAUCACGCCCGCGCCCAGUGGCCCGAAGGUGCGCGAGUGGGGGAAGCCGCAGGGCACGCAGGGCUCGCCUCCCGCGGCGGGGGCGCCGAGGGGAUUUGGAACCGGGGCGCAGGGGUAUCAGAAGCCAGUGCCGUUUGUGAAGGCGGGGAGCGAGGCGAAGGAUGAUCGGGCGCUGGCGGGGAAGAACAACAAGACGGAUUUGGAGCUGGAGGAGGAGAGGCAAGAGGCGAGGAGAAGGGACGAGGAGGCGUCCUUUCGUGAUCGUGAACGGCGGUACGAGCCGAGAGAACGGAAUAAGCUCACGGCCCUUGAACGCUCAAUAGCAAGGGAACGUGCCACUCGUGACGCCGAGGAGCGGGACAAGAAAGAGAUGCGCGUGCGCCUCGAUAUCUGGGACGAUGACGAGAGCGACGAGCUCUUCUACGUGGACAGGGCUCGCUGGCGACACGCCCGUGCUCGUCGCCUGGAGCAAGAGGAAGCAGCCGAUCUCAAAUCCCGGCAAUACGAGGAAGAGGAAGCCGAGAACCUCCGGCGCGAAUCCGAGGACUUCCUCGCCCGCCAAAUGGACGAGAUGCAGGCGCUCGCCGAGGAGCAGCGCAAGGCAGGCCUGCUCCUCGACGACGGCGCGCCCGUGCGGCUCAACGUCGCCCUUCCCGCCGGCGGACAUCAGCACAAGGACAAGGAGGGAGCGCAGGCGAAGGCGGCGGUGUUCGGGCAGGAGGAGGAAGAGGAGGAGGCGGCGAAGCGUCGGAAGGUGCCGCUGGUGAAGCUCGACUUCAGCGUGACGGAGACGACGGAGAAGGCGCAGGAGCGGUUGGAGAAGAUUAGGACGGAGGUGCCAAAGGAUAAGGAAACGCUGUUCAAGCGCAAAGUGCGAUGGGAUGGGGUGACGGAGCAAAUGAUUGACAGGAAGAUGGAGCCGUUGAUCAAGAGGCUCAUGGUCAAAUAUCUCGGUGAGAUGGAGGAAGAGGAUUUGAUCAUGUUUGUUCUGGAGCACUUGAAGGACCACAAAGCGCCAAAGCAAUUAAUAGAGGGUUUGGAGCCGGUUCUCGAAGAAGAAGCUGUCGAGUUAACAGUCAGCGUCUGGAGGCAACUCAUCUUUGAGAGCAUGGCGUACAGCGAUGGUCUAUUGACCAGCGAGAUGUACGUCGAUCCCGAUCCCUGAUCGCCUCACCAUCCCCGCCUGCGACACCUCCAGUUCGACAGCGGAGAAGUCCCAGCGCCGGACGUUACGGUUUGCGUCGCUUUCGGGCGCAGGUGCGUGGUGUAGUAGAGUCGUCGCCAGCGGAGCGUAAUUGCCUACCUACUAGUUCUCUCUGUUGUUGCCUGCUCUGUUGGGGAUUGUUUGCACCGUCUGUCGUGAGUUGCCUAUCAUCUUCAUUCUGUACUCAAUAUCAGUGCCUCCUUGACUCUCAUCCUCGCUUUGACGCAAGACAGCGAUGCUCGUCUGAAGGCCGAUGGUACCGGAGCAAGAGGGCCUCACUCCCGCCGCUAGCAGGUGCGUCCAUCCGGACGAUGUCACCGGUAUGUGCCUGUUGGUAUUCUGCUGGAUCUUGGCUCUCGAACUUCCAUUGCUGCUGUAUGUAAGUACCAUCGCCUCACCCUGCGUAAUCCAAGCACUUUUUCCAACUUCAUUCUUCCAAAUCUGUUGCACUCCGA